Molecule: messenger RNA, 821 nt
Organism: Leptonychotes weddellii (Weddell seal)
Lineage: Eukaryota; Metazoa; Chordata; Mammalia; Carnivora; Phocidae
Gene: MYMX
Product: myomixer, myoblast fusion factor
Biological process (GO): skeletal muscle organ development; myoblast fusion
Cellular component (GO): endoplasmic reticulum membrane; Golgi membrane; plasma membrane
Source: RefSeq, a predicted model, not a curated record
CUGCAGGCAAAUCCAGCCAGAGAUUCAUUCUGAGCAACAGUUCUGACUGUCCCGGACCCAGCCAUGCCGGUCCCACUGCUCCCGUUACUGCUGCGAACGCUGACGGGCCGCCUGCUUCUGCCUGCCGCCCGCCUGGCCCGCCGGCACCUCCUGCCCCUGCUGCGCCGACUGGCCCGCCGCCUAGGCUCGCAGGAUGUUCGAGACGCUUUGCUGGGCUGUGUGUUGUUCGUCCUCAGCCAGAGACGCCCGCCCGACGCUGAGGAGGCCUCCAGAGCGGCCGGCCAGGAGAGGAGGGAGAGGCUAGCUCCCCGCAAAUGAGGCCGCGGUCCCUGAUAUUGGCUGUGUCAUCGAAAGCCUUUCUUCUGGACUAUGACAGUCCUGGCACCAUCACUGAGCGCAGCCUACCCAGUGUGCGGAAGACACGGUGGGGGACUGAACACAAGAAGGGUCUGACCAGGACGCCUCCCUUCUCCCAACAGGAAUGACUGGAAGGAUGCCCAGCAUCGAGCAGAAAACUGAUCAUUACCCCUCCUGAAUUCCUCCUCCCAAGACCCCUUUUUCCUAAUCACAUCUGGCUCCAGGGAAGGGAGGAAGUGGACUCUCCUCCCCUAUCCCCAAACGGUGACAUGAGGUCCAGUGAGGGACAUUGCUUACCCAGGGACAACUGACAAUUUACCUGAGAGGCGAGAUUUUAACCCAGACGGUCUGUCUUCCAGACUCAGGAUUUACCUUAAAAGAAUAGGACCUUGGUUCCCUAGGGAGUCAGUCUUGCCCCAAAGCCCAGCAUGCUGCAGGUGCUCAAUAAACAUUUGUUGAUUUGA